GACAAAAGGUGAAGGUUUAACACGGGAAGUUAGAGAACGCGAUAACGAAAUCAAGUAUCCCCGCCCACUGUUCAAAAGAAAACGGAAAGCCACGGAAGAGAUAGCAGGACCAUUGGGCAUCUUAAAGAUGCCAUUAUAA
Molecule: messenger RNA, 139 nt
Organism: Funneliformis caledonium
Lineage: Eukaryota; Fungi; Glomeromycota; Glomeromycetes; Glomerales; Glomeraceae
Source: the annotation of a GenBank genome assembly